This is a messenger RNA of Trichomonas vaginalis G3, 2493 nucleotides long. Its product is annotated as microtubule binding CLASP family. Lineage: Eukaryota; Parabasalia; Trichomonadida; Trichomonadidae. Bases 1 to 2493 code for a protein of 830 amino acids. The transcript has a single exon. Gene Ontology annotation, cellular component: cytoplasmic microtubule. The record is from RefSeq and is a predicted model, not a curated record. Gene Ontology annotation, molecular function: microtubule binding. Gene Ontology annotation, biological process: microtubule cytoskeleton organization.
AUGAAUAAACCAUCAAAAAUUCCAUCAACUAAUGACAUAACAGAGCAAACACGAGAAGAGUUUAAUCAUCCAGAUGAUGACAUAGAACCUAUACAAGUAAAUUCUGAAAAAGAAGCAGAAACUGAGUUAGAUCAACUAAUUCAAAAAAUAGACGAACGACAAGAAUGGGAUACACAAGUAGAAUUCAUUAAUAGAGGUAUGGGACUUGUUAAAGGUGGUGCUUUAGAAUAUACAUCCUUUAAAAAAGGACUUCCAUCAAUAUAUCAUGGGCUAAUAUCUGCAGCAACUAACUUACGAAGUGCAUUACUAAAGCGAGCAUGCCUUUUUAUUGCUCAACUUGCAAAAGAAACAGGAUCUUCGUUUGAUCUUCUUGGAGAUUACAUCGGACCUCUCUCUUCUCUAUUUGGACAUGGUACACAGAUCAUUGCUGAUAGUACUAAGUUUGCUGUAUUGUCGAUUGUUACUAAUUCUCCAUCAAAAAAAGUUUUAUUAUCAAUUUUUGAUUUGUGUAACUCUAAAGGAGCAACGCAGAGAGCUGUUGCAUCCGAGUCAAUCUCUAUAAUCUGCUCCAUAUGGCCUUCUGAGCUUUUAGAGUCUUCUUUUGAUAAAUUUGAGCAAAUUAUUAUAAAAUAUUUAGCGGAUGCAUCAUCAGAAACGAGAAUCUUUGCAAGAAAUGCAGUCAGAAACCUCGGCCAAACAAAUCCAUCGAGAUACCAAUCGAUUUUAUCGAAAAUCGACGAAAGAACCAAAAAAGCCAUCGAAUCAGCAGAACCAACGCCAAGAACAGAGACUCGUGUAUACAAGAAAGUACAAAGACCAGCACCACGUGAGAUAAAUACAGAGAAAGAACCAGAUCAAAAAGAUCAAAUCAACAAAAACAAAGAAUUACUAAGAGAACAGCAAAAACAGAAGCUGCAGGAGUUCGCAAAGCAAAAGAAACACAACAUGGAAGAGAAAGAAUCAAGAAUUCCAACGAAAAAUCGUUCAGAAACUCCAAGAAAAAUAAUUAAACAGCCAUCUUCAACGAAAUCAUCAAUUCCUGUGUUACAUCAUAAGGUAGAGACACGACCAAACCGUUCUUCAUCGGUUAAAUCAAACCAUCAGAACAAGAGACUUGGAAAAUUGCCAACUCCGCCAGAUUCUCACAGAUCUACAAUAUCCGAAACGAGAACAGACGAAGAGAAGCAUAGACAAUCGAAUGUUAUCAAGAGAACUUACUCAUUUGAUGGAGAUGAGAAGAAAUUCCUGAAUAAAAUAAAAAUCGAAAUUAAAUCAGGUCAUAUUGAAGAUUUACGAGAUGAUAUUGCUUCAAUCGGUACUACAGUAUUGCAAAGCUGCCUGAAUAAGAACUCAGAAAUACAGAAAAUCGCAUUUAAUAUUUUAUCAGAUUUAUUAGAUGCUUUUGCAACAUAUUUUUCCAAUGUUUUGCCGAAAAUAAUUACUCUCCUGUUGAGAACAACCCAGAAUGCGAACAACAGAGAGCUCCAAAAGACUGCAAGAAAUUUAUUAGGUCAUAUCCCCGAAAUCUUCCCUCCUUCGGACGUAAUAAAUGGUAUAAUGGAACAGCAGAGCCUAUCCCCGGAGUUAUUACUACUGGCCAAUUCUUUGGCAAAAAAUGCUUCAUUAUCAGACAACAAUUUAAUUCAAAGACUGCUCCAUAUUGUGCUUGAAACAAGUCACUCAUCCGAAGUAAGUUCAAGGCACUCGGCCGGAGAGAUCCUAAGAAGCAUUUUUAAUGGAAAUAGACCCGCAUUUGACAAUUUUGUGAAGAAUUUGCCUCCGUCUGAGAAAGAUUCAUUUACCAACUUCAUCAAAUCGUACGUACCAGGUGCAAUACCUAAGGAAACUGCUUCUACGACCUCAAAUCAAAAUGAAGCUGCAGAUUUUCCAAAAUAUUCUGAGAAAAACCAUGAUAAAUGGCUUUCUGAAGUUGAGAAAUUCUGUACCAAGCAUGAAAAUAUUGGAGAUUACAAUGAUUUUUAUGGAAUUGUGUUUCAAUCUCUCAAUGAGUCGCUUAUUCAGCAUAAAGACCCAAAUACAACGCUUGUUAUGAUCGCAAAGAUUAUAAAGAAGCAUGGAACUCUUGGAUUUCAAGUAAUUUUGGAAGAAUUACUUAAAAUCCCUGAUUCAAAGCCAAAAGAUAACGUUCUUGCAGCUAUUUUUAACUCUAAGAAUGGUCUGAAGGAUCUUGUGUCUAGUUUAUCAUCGAUUGUCUUUGAAUCCCCAAAUUCUGAUUCUGCAGAGAGGUCAAUUUCGAUGAUGACUCGUCUUAUUGUUAGCAACACUCUGGAGAAUGUUCAGAUUGUUGCUCCAACAAUAGGAAAGACGGCAACAGUCGGAAUUAACUCAGAAUCGAGUUCUGUCAGAAAAUCUUCUGUUUUGUGUUUUGUAGAGAUAAAAUGCAAGUCUCAGGAACUCGGAGACAACUACAUCAACCAGCUCUUGCCACAGCAGCAAAAACUUGUCUCGAUUUACUACCAAAAGAGAAAUUAA